Parnassius mnemosyne (clouded apollo) is the source of this 3156-nucleotide messenger RNA. The record is from the annotation of a GenBank genome assembly. NCBI's taxonomy places the organism in Eukaryota, Metazoa, Arthropoda, Insecta, Lepidoptera, Papilionidae.
AUGGAAGUGUUUCUUUAUAAUUCUACUGUUUGUCGAUUGUGUGGAGAAGAAAAUGACAAUGGAAAUCUGUUAUAUUCCAGUGACGAAAAUAAUCAAAACCUUAGUGAUAUUAUCAAUACGUAUUUACCGAUUAAGGUGUCAGAUGAUGGUCAAUUACCACGAACGAUUUGUCCUGGAUGUACAAUACAAUUGGAAGCUACAGUUGAAUUUUUAAACUUAAUUAUUAAUGGACAGAAAGUUAUGAGAGAGCUUUAUCAAAGAGAAAAGGAAUACAAGAGGUCUGUUUCACCCUCAAAUGAAACUGAGGUUAUAACUGAGAAAAUCAUAUAUGAAAUUAAUACAAGUGAUGGGGUGUACCAAAUUGAGCAUCCAAUCGCCCUUCAGGUGGCGGGGCUAGAGAAACCUAAAAGAAAAAGAGGCAGGCCACCAAAAAAACCAAAGUGCCCUGAGGAAUUGGCACAACAAGCAACUGUUAAGGUUCCACAGGAAGAAAAAACUAAAUCAGGAAGAAAAGACUGUCAAUAUCCUCGUGGUAAUGACAGUGAUGAACCGACAGGAAAGAGGCGCAGAAAAACACCAACUAGGUUUAAGGAAGUGGUUCAGGGAAAAGAACUGGAAAGGAUUUUUAAAGAAGAAGGUGUGAUUGAUGGUGAAGAUAGUGACACUGAGAAUAAGCAAGCUGUGGUUGAGCAAGGACCUAAAAUCUCUCCUUCAAAGGAACCUGAAGUGAUUGGACAUUUGGAAACUUCAGGAGAGCUAGUUGUUGUAUUAAGAGGGAAAGGCAGAGGCCGUCCAAAAGGACGUACGCGUCAAACGCGCGAACAAUGUAUGAUUUGCGGCAUGGUAUUUUCGAGUGUGGGACGUUAUAUGUCGCACAUUGCUCAACAUGGUCCUGUGCUGUAUCAGUGCACCCAAUGUGGCGAAACUUUCUCCACCAGGCUAUUAUUUAAUGACCAUCAAACAGAGACUAACCACACAGGGCAGAACAUACUGCAAUGUAAGGAUGUAACACCUAGUAACCAAGAAAGUUCAAAAUCUGCAGAAAAAUCUGAAGAAUCAGCAUCAGAAAAAAGCACUGAAAAAUCGCCGGAAUCAAAUGAUUUAGCUUCUGUAGACAACCUAGUGAGUAAUAUACAAGCAACUUCAUUGCCUGAAGCGCUGCCCGAAGCCUUACCUGAUUUAAGUGUUCAGCCCCCAGAAGUGAAAAAUGAAGAUGCAAAGGAAGAAACGAAAACUGAGAGGGUAGAUGUUAAAACUGAUGAAAAUAAUGUGGUGGUUGAAGGAAAUAAUGAGACAACCAAUCCAUUAGAUAGUGAACCUGAAGUGCAAGACGGUAAUAAAAUAAAAUGCAAUCAAUGUGACAAGACAUUUAACAACAGACAAAGCAAAUCAAUUCAUAUCAAGGCAGUUCAUCAAGGUGAGCGACCAUACAAAUGCAUGGAAUGCGGCGCAGCAUUUGGUUAUCCACGUUCACUCUCUCUGCAUUCAGCCUCACACCGGCGACAUAAGACUUCGUCAUCCAAAGGAUACGCAUGUGACCUAUGUGGAAAGGUACUGAACCACCCGUCGUCGGUGGUGUACCACAAGCAAGCGGCGCACGCCAUGCAGCGCUACGUGUGCGGCACGUGCGGCAAGCGCUUCCACCACAAGCAGCUGCUGCAGCGCCACCAGCUCGUGCACUCGCAGCUGCGCCCCUUCACCUGCAAGUCAUGCAACGCAACAUUCAAGACGAAGGCAAAUUUGCUCAACCAUCAGCUACUCCAUAGCGGCGUAAAGAAGUUCAGCUGCGAGAUUUGCAAACAUAAGUUUGCACACAAAACUAGUCUUACUCUACAUAUGAGAUGGCAUACAGGCGUGAAACCGUACUCGUGCAAGCAGUGCGGUAAGAGCUUCAGCCAGAAGGGCAACCUGUCUGAGCACGAGCGGAUCCACACGGGCGAGAAGCCGUACCAGUGCGCGUGGUGCCCGCGCCGCUUCACCACGUCGUCGCAGCACCGCCUGCACGCACGCCGCCACGCGCCCGACCGGCCCUACGCGUGCACGCUCUGCCCCAAGAGGUACCCGCCGCGUACCAGCGCGUUCCAGUGCGUACCGGUGCGCGUGUGCCCGCGCCGCUUCACCACGUCGUCGCAGCACCGCCUGCACGCGCGCCGCCACGCGCCCGACCGGCCCUACGCGUGCACGCUCUGCCCCAAGAGGUACCCGCCGCGUACCAGCGCGUUCCAGUGCGUACCGGUGCGCGUGUGCCCGCGCCGCUUCACCACGUCGUCGCAGCACCGCCUGCACGCGCGCCGCCACGCGCCCGACCGGCCCUACGCGUGCACGCUCUGCCCCAAGAGGUACCCGCCGCGUACCAGCGCGUUCCAGUGCGUACCGGUGCGCGUGUGCCCGCGCCGCUUCACCACGUCGUCGCAGCACCGCCUGCACGCGCGCCGCCACGCGCCCGACCGGCCCUACGCGUGCACGCUCUGCCCCAAGAGGUACCCGCCGCGUACCAGCGCGUUCCAGUGCGUACCGGUGCGCGUGUGCCCGCGCCGCUUCACCACGUCGUCGCAGCACCGCCUGCACGCGCGCCGCCACGCGCCCGACCGGCCCUACGCGUGCACGCUCUGCCCCAAGAGGUACCCGCCGCGUACCAGCGCGUUCCAGUGCGUACCGGUGCGCGUGUGCCCGCGCCGCUUCACCACGUCGUCGCAGCACCGCCUGCACGCGCGCCGCCACGCGCCCGACCGGCCCUACGCGUGCACGCUCUGCCCCAAGAGGUACCCGCCGCGUACCAGCGCGUUCCAGUGCGUACCGGUGCGCGUGUGCCCGCGCCGCUUCACCACGUCGUCGCAGCACCGCCUGCACGCGCGCCGCCACGCGCCCGACCGGCCCUACGCGUGCACGCUCUGCCCCAAGAGGUACCCGCCGCGUACCAGCGCGUUCCAGUGCGUACCGGUGCGCGUGUGCCCGCGCCGCUUCACCACGUCGUCGCAGCACCGCCUGCACGCGCGCCGCCACGCGCCCGACCGGCCCUACGCGUGCACGCUCUGCCCCAAGAGGUACCCGCCGCGUACCAGCGCGUUCCAGUGCGUACCAGUGCGCGUGUGCCCGCGCCGCUUCACCACGCCGUCGCAGCACCGCCAGCAUACACUUUGCAUUGCACUAUUAUAG